Molecule: messenger RNA, 465 nt
Organism: Paraglomus brasilianum
Lineage: Eukaryota; Fungi; Glomeromycota; Glomeromycetes; Paraglomerales; Paraglomeraceae
Source: the annotation of a GenBank genome assembly
UCCCUCGUCGUUCCCGAUCAGAACCAGUUCCAACACAUUCUUCGUCUGUUAAAUACCAAUGUCGACGGUAAAACAAAAGUCAUGUUUGCCUUAACGGCAAUAAAAGGUGUGGGUCGCCGAUACUCUAACCUAGUGUGCAAGAAAGCUGACGUCGAUCUACGCAAGCGUGCUGGUGAAUUAACCAACGAAGAACUUGCACGAAUUGUCAACAUCGUUCAAAAUCCAACUCAAUUCAAGAUCCCGAACUGGUUCCUCAAUCGACAAAAGGAUAUCGUUGAUGGUAAAUACUCACAGAUCUUGGCCAACAAUUUGGAAUCCAAACUGCGUGAAGAUUUGGAGAGAUUAAAAAAGAUCAGAGCACAUCGUGGGUUGAGACAUUUCUGGGGUUUGCGUGUGCGUGGUCAGCAUACUAAAACUACAGGCAGAAGAGGAAGAACAGUGGGUGUGUCGAAGAAGAAAGGUUAG